AUGGAGGAUCCUAGCCACGGCAUAGCUGACGUCGGUGGCUCUCCUCCUUCUGGUGGACGGGGGAGACGUAGGCAGAGGAAGAGCGAUGAGGAGGACGAUUCUGACACCGCCGUGCCCGGGGACAUCACCACGCGGGCGAAGAGGCGGCAGACGACAGGCAGUGCCGACGACGCUGGUGGCGCGGAAGUUGGGAGAACGCGAGGUGCCAGUGAAGCUAGUGGCAAAGCGACGGGUCAUGCAUUGCGCCAAAAGGGCCGACCCGCAGCAAGAAAAACAUCCGGCGGAAGGAGGGGCAAGAAACGGGGUCGUGAAGACCCUGGUGAGGCCGAGGAGGAGGAUGCGCAGGAAGAGGAGGAUGAAGAGGAUGCGGAGGAGGAUGACGCGGAUGUUGGGGAGGAUGAAAAAGAUGAGAAUGAUGGCGGGGAGGACGAAGAGGAGGAGGAGAAGGAGGAGGACGAUGAGGAGGAGGAUGAGGAGGAGGAGGAGGAGGAGGAGGAGGAGGAGGAUGAUGAGGAGGAGGAGGAGGAGGAGGAGGAGGAGGAGGAGGAGGAGGAGGAGGAGGAGGAGGAGGAGGAGGAAGAGCAGGGGGACGAUAAGGAGGAGGAUGAACAGGAGGAGGAGGAGGAGGAGGAGGAGGCAGAGGAGGAGGAGGAGGAAGAGGGGGAGGAGGAGGAGGACGUGGCGGCAGUGAAGGGACGGGGCGGGCGUGGCAGACGGAAGAGUGGUAUGGGGAAGGUGGGGGGCCGGACUCGCCAUUCCCGAAAACGCGGGGCAGUUGACGCCGCGCGCGGCGUAGCAGCUGGCAGAGCGAAGGCGUGUAAGGUGAAGGUCGAAAGUGAAGGGGGUGGUAAAAAGCAAGGGCGCCAGGGAGCAAAAGGGGAUGGAGGAGGUAAGGGUGGCGGCGCCAAAGGGGUUCCAUUGGGUACUGGCAAGAAAGAACCUGCCGGACUGCUGAAGAAGAUGCUGAAGCCCUUGGCCAGAGGGGGGAUUCUUCACACCCUUUUCCACCGCUCAUGGGUGCCCUAG
Messenger RNA from Closterium sp. NIES-65, 1026 nucleotides. The record is from the annotation of a GenBank genome assembly. Lineage: Eukaryota; Viridiplantae; Streptophyta; Zygnematophyceae; Desmidiales; Closteriaceae.